Serinus canaria (Common canary) is the source of this 2038-nucleotide messenger RNA. RefSeq names its product cytochrome P450 4F3-like. The transcript is spliced from 12 exons. Gene Ontology annotation, molecular function: iron ion binding; heme binding; monooxygenase activity. NCBI's taxonomy places the organism in Eukaryota, Metazoa, Chordata, Aves, Passeriformes, Fringillidae. Bases 52 to 1623 code for a protein of 523 amino acids. The record is from RefSeq and is a predicted model, not a curated record.
GCCCACACCCAACCCUUGCCCUGUCCCCUUCCUGUCCCCAGGAGCGGUUCCAUGGCGGUGGCCGCGGCGCUAGGUUCCCUGGGCGCGGUGGCCCUGGGCACCUUCGUGGUGGCCCUGCUGCUGCGGUGGCUCUGGGAUGCGCUGGUGGCUGUCACGCGAUUCAGGGCCACUUGUCGCCAGCUGAACAAGUUCCCCAUCCCGCCCUGGCGCAAUUGGUUGCUGGGACACACUGGCAUGGGCCGGAGCACGGAGGAAGGACUACAGCAGGUGGACACCUUGGUGGCCCAGUACCGUCAUGGCUGCCUCUGGUGGGGACUUCCCUGGCUGCCUGUCCUGCGCCUCUUUCACCCCAGCACCCUCCGGCCACUCCUCAGUGCCUCAGCUUUCGUGGCCCCCAAGGACAAAAUUUUCUACGGCUUCCUCAAGCCCUGGCUGGGGGAGGGGCUGCUGCUGAGCGACGGGCAGCGCUGGGCGCGGCACCGGCAACUCCUGACACCCGCCUUCCAUGGGGAUGUGCUCCGGAAUUACCUGGGAAUCUUCAACCAGAGCACUCGCGUGCUGCUUGCCAAGUGGGGGGCAGCAGCAGUGGCAGCUGGUGGGGGGCCAGUGGAGCUGGAGGUGCUGCAGCCCCUGAGCCUCCUCACCCUGGACACGCUCCAGAAGUGCAUCUUCAGUCACGAGAGCCACUGCCAGGAGCAGCCCAGCGAGUACAUCCAGGCCAUCCUGGAGCUGAGCUCAUUGGUGGUCCGGCGUCAGUUCCAGCCACUUCUUCACCCGUGGUGGCUCUACAGCCUCUCCUCUGAUGGCCGGCGCUUUGCCCGCGCCUGUGCCACUGUCCAUGCCUUCACUGCUGAUGUGGUGCAGCGCCGGCGCCAGGCACUCGCCUGCCUGGGCCACCAGGCCUGGCUGGAUGGCCACCGGGGACGCAGCAUGGACUUCAUCGACCUCCUGCUGCUCACCAAGGACGAGAAUGGCCACACCCUGUCAGACAAGGACAUUGCAGCUGAGGCAGACACCUUCAUGUUUGAGGGCCAUGACACCACGGCCAGUGGCCUGGCAUGGCUCUUCUACAACCUGGCCGGCCACCCUGAGUACCAGGAGCGAUGCCGCCAGGAGGCCCAGGAGCUUCUGGCUGGCCGGGACUCUGUGGACAUUGAAUGGGAGGACCUGUCCCAGCUGCCCUUCACCACCAUGUGCAUCAAGGAGAGCCUGCGGCUGCACCCUCCUGUCACUGCUGUGUCCCGGCGCUGCACUAAGGACAUCCCCUUGCGUGAUGGCCGUGUCAUCCCCAAAGGGGUCAUCUGCUUGAUGAGCAUCUACGGGACCCACCACAACCCAGACCUCUGGCCCGAGCCUGAGGUAUUCAACCCUCUGAGGUUCAGCCUGGAAAACAGCAAGGGACGCUCCCCGUCAUCCUUCAUCCCCUUCUCUGCUGGCCCCAGGAACUGCAUCGGGCAGAGCUUUGCCAUGGCUGAGAUGAAGGUGGUAGUGGCAUUGACACUGUCCCGGUUUGUGCUGCGGAGGGACACGGCAAGGCCACCCCCGCGCCGCAAGCCCGAGCUGAUCCUGCGUGCCGAGGACGGGCUCUGGUUGCUGCUGGAGCCACUGGUGGGAGUGGCCUGAGGGACAGGGGUCACCAGGACAUGGGGACAUCCCGCAAGGCAGGUGUCACAGCCAGAGGAGGAGCAGGGAAUGAAUGGUAGCAUAAAGAGGACAGUAGUGGGGAUGUGAUGUCCUUGGUCAUGGUUCACCACCAUGUGAACCCAUGGACUUGUCCCCUAGGCCACUUGUCACCAUCCAUUGCCAUAUAGCCCCCCAUGUCACCAUCUAUAACUGUGACACCCCCCCCAUGCCCAAUAUCGCCAUCCACAGCCAUGUCCGCACCCAUGUCCUUGUCCGUAUCCCCAUCCCCACCAUGUCUCCCAAUGUCACAAUCCAGGUCUUAGCUGAAUGUCUUUAUUUUACCCUAAUGUUUGGGUGAAGGGAUGAAGAAAAAUGAAGGGAAAUCAAAGCCAAAAUAAAAGGAUUUACGUGUCCA